Molecule: messenger RNA, 2005 nt
Organism: Harmonia axyridis
Lineage: Eukaryota; Metazoa; Arthropoda; Insecta; Coleoptera; Coccinellidae
Product: major facilitator superfamily domain-containing protein 9-like
Exons: 6
Coding region: 431-1621 (396 amino acids)
Biological process (GO): transmembrane transport
Molecular function (GO): transmembrane transporter activity
Source: RefSeq, a predicted model, not a curated record
AGAUGUAAGAUUCACUAGUUCACUAGAGAAACGAUGUAUUAUCCGAAACUAACAACUCUAGCGACGUCCAAAGAAUGAAAUAGUUAACCUGAAAAAAAAUGGGAAGUUGAGUUUAAUAUCCGAGAUAAGAAAUAUUCCACAAUUUAUUAUUUUACUUAUCGCCCAAAUGAUUGUGUGAGACUAGUUUUUACCCAAAGCUACGGUAAGAAAAACGUUUUCAGUGCUGUCUUUUCUUUGAGUGAAUUGUUUGUCAACAGGAAUAGAAGAGGAAUAAAGACAUAUACGAGGUGCUGAGAGCACAAUUGAUGGGAGAGAUAAGAUAAGCGAAAAAAUCUUACACGUCUAUACAUUCAACAGACUAAUGUUUAGAGCCAGUUUUCGUUGACAGUUCUAAUAACAACGGUCGCAGCAGAGAAAAAACACAAAAAAAAUGGAGUUGUUAACGACAAAAAAUAAACUACUGAUGUCUCUGGUUAUGGACAACCUCAGCUUCACCAUGAUGAUAGUGAUGUUUUUUCCAUACAUAAAUGGACUGGGAGGCAGUCAGCUGUACCUGGGUUCUAUAAUGUCGGUGAUGUCUCUGAUUGGACUCCUGUGGAAUCCCAUGGUCGGAAGUUUGGGAGAUACGUACGGCAGGAAAAUCCUCCUGAUACGGAUGUCAGCUGUCAGUGCCUUCUCCUAUUUCCUACUUUUGGUCAGCAACUCUCUUCCCUUGAUUUUCAUAGCCAGACUGAUAGCAGCUUUCGGAGGACCUCUGAUGCCCAUAUUAGGCACAGCAGCCAGUGAAUUCCUCAGCAAAGAAGAACAAACCUCCUACUUCGGAAAACUGCCCGCCAUAAUGUCCGUCGCUUUCAUCGGAGGUUCCUUGGUCGGAGGUUUCAUCAGCGAGCUACCGAACGGAUUCGGUCUCUGUUUCCUGAUGAUGACCGCCUUCAGCCUGAUGAACGUCGGUAUCGCCUACACACUGCCCGACUCCACCAAGCCCAAGAAGAAGGAGGAGGAGUCCCUGCCGAUGCUCAAGAUCGCCGACAGGGAGGUGAGGAACAUCGCGACCAAGCUGCGCAGCGUCAAAUGGGCCGAAUAUUCGGACAUCUUCUCCGUCAAGUUGAGCUUCGAGCUGGGCUGCGCCCUGUUCUUCCGUUCCAUCGGCCCCACCUUCGUCGCGUACGGCGUGAAGCCCAGGUCCAUGGGCUACGUGUUCACGCUGCUGAGCGCCUGCACCAUCGUGGCCAACAUCGUCGUCGAGAGGCUGAAGAAGACCGUCUACGCCGGCGACAGCCUCGGCAGCAAGAGACUGUUCCACGCAGCAGCCCUCUACGUCCUGACCGCGUUCGCGAUGGGCUUCGCCGACAACCUGUACAUCUUCUCGGCCGGUCUGCUGCCCAUGGCGGUGGCCAACACGAUAGCCGGCAGCACCUUCACCGAGGCGCUGAUGGCCAAGGCUUCGGACGCGGACAGGGGCGGAGUCAACGGGGCCUUCGAGAGCAUCACGUCCUUCUGCGGCCUGACCACGCCGCUGGCGGCCGGCUUUCUAUCGGACCUGUACGGCAACGGGUUCGUCAUCAAGAUGUCCAUCUUGCCGACGUCGCUCGGACUGUGGCUGACCUACAAGGCAUUGUGAGAUCGGAACCGUCUGUGAUAAAUAGGGAAUCAUUCGAUUUUAUACGCCGUUAUCGCGCCCAACACCUUUCAGGACGAACGUUUAUGUGAACUGGUAGUUCGAAUGAAUCGGUAGUUCAUACGAACCAGUAGUUCAAAUGGAUCGGUAGUUCAUACGAACCAGUAGUUCAAAUGGGUCGGCAGUUCAUACGAACCAGUAGUUCGAUUGAAUCGGUAGUUCGGGUGAACUGGUAGUUCAAAUGAUCUCCUAGUUCGAAUGUUCACCACCGGCAGAAGAUCUAUAGCCACACGGCGAAAGUUUAUGUAUUGUUUAGUUCUAAUUAUAUGUUAUGUUUGUUGUUACAAAAGGAUGUAUUAGAAUAAACAAUAACACAAUCCUGAAAAA